Messenger RNA from Coprinopsis cinerea okayama7#130, 1032 nucleotides. RefSeq lists its product as hypothetical. The transcript has 5 exons. Lineage: Eukaryota; Fungi; Basidiomycota; Agaricomycetes; Agaricales; Psathyrellaceae. The record is from RefSeq and is a predicted model, not a curated record. Bases 1 to 1032 code for a protein of 343 amino acids.
AUGGCUGCCUCACCAGAGUACAUCGAGCAGUACGCACUCGCCUUCGCAGCGGUGUUCUACGUGAGCGAUAUCAUAGCCGUGCUUGAGGCUGGGCUGCAAAUCUUCAUGUGUGUCUACGGCCUCUCGUCGUUCCUCGACACACCUCCGGAGCGCCGAAAAGGACGGCUCCCAUACGUAUUUCUGAGCUUCCUGAUCCUAUUCUUAUCCGUGAUCCCCACGGGCAUCGACCUUUCGGCUACUUUCAAAGCGUUGUACUAUACGGGUCCUGGGUUGGAGUACAUCCGGGGACGGAAUUCCUCCGCCAGCGAAGGGACAGAAAUCGCUUCCCAUUGCCUCUUCUUGAGCUACGUCGCUUUGGGCGACGCUCUUUUGCUUUACCGAUGUUACAUCAUCUGGAACCACAUGUGGUACAUCAUUAUACCACAAAUACUUAUGUUCCUGGGGUUCUUAGGGCUGUCAAUUGGUAAUGUUGGCCGUUUCGUCGCGGGGACCACGAGGAGCUCGGAGCACGAAGCGCUCAAAUCGCAGCGUAUUUCGACUGCAUACACCUCCCUCACUGUAGGCGUCAACGUAAUCGCUACGGCGCUCAUUGCAUUCAGGAUUAUCCGGGCGCAGCAGGCCAUACGAAGGUCGCUUCCAGCACGAAACAUGGGCAUGUACAAUACCGCAGCGAGGAUCAUCAUCGAAUCCGCCCUGCCGCUAGCAAUCUUCGGCCUCAUUACUGUGAUUUUGAAUAUCGUCAACUGGGGCUCGGACUCGGCGACGAAUAGUCUGACGUACAGUACCGUCGCGAGUAUUUUCAGCUCUCUCUAUGCUAGUUUCGCGGCACUUUCUCCCCAAAUGAUCAUCUUCCGAGUCACCACCGGACGCUCGCACACACACUACGGCGACCUCCAGUAUUCCAUCAAUCCAGCAACACGACCUUUGGAGCCCAUCGCGUUCGGUGAUGGGCACACAGGACAUUCGACCGAUUCACUGUCCAGUAGGCUCGAGGAAGGUCCAGGAGCGACUGUUUCAAACGAAAAAGUGUAG